CAAAGUUCCCUCCUUCAUCCGUCUCUUGGCACCUGAAGGGUCUCUAGAAGUCCAUGAGGAAGCCUGGAAUGCAUACCCCUACUGUAGAACAAUUAUUACGAACCCAGGCUAUAUGAAGAAAAACUUUGUAAUAUGCAUUGAGACACUUCACGUGGCUGAUACAGGGAACAUGGAAAAUGCACAUGAACUCACCGGUGAAAAAUUUAAAUUACGUGAGGUAGUACCUAUUGACAUUGCCAAUGACCCAGUUAAGUCUUCAGAUUACAAAGCUGAUGAAGACCCGACCAAAUUCAGGUCUGAAAAGACUGGUCGUGGGCCACUGGUAGGCCCAGAGUGGUGGAAAAAGUGUGAUCCAGUGAUGACAUGCUAUAAGCUAGUGACAUGUGAGUUCAAGUGGUUUGGACUACAGACACGUGUGGAGAAGUUCAUCCAGGACAUUGAGCGUAGACUUUUCACCAACUUUCAUAGGCAAGUGUUCUGUUGGAUGGACAGAUGGCAUGGAAUGACCAUGGAUGACAUCCGCCGCUUAGAAGAUAAAACAAAGGAUGAGCUAGAUAGUCAAAGACAGCAGGGUGAAGUACGGGGCACCAAAGGCGAGUAAAGGAUGAUCCAAACAUCUUUACUUGCACUGGAUCAUGCUGGGAGCCCAGGCUGCUAGCUCCAACCCUGCCAUAUUAUAUGAUGUUCAGGAUACUGUGAUCCAUGCCAGCUCUGCACUGAGCAAGAUACAGAGGCAAGCAAGCAGUGUACAGGCAUCCCACCUCUUCCAUGUGAUGGUGUGCACUGGAACCUCCUGGAGUCCUGUUAAUGCGAGCUUGAAACCAGGCAAAACCCAAGUUGGAAUUACUCACAGUCUCUGUUAGUAUUAAUUUGAAUUGUAAUUGAGGUUAUCUAAGACUUUUUUUUUUAUUACUAUCAUCAUAGAUAUUUUUAUUCCUUUUUUUUUUUUUUCAUCUCGGUGAUUUUUAUUGUAAGAUUAUAUAAGUCGUGGCAUGAAUACAAGGGGAUGCAAAGACAGUGAAGAGUGUCAGAGAAGAGUAUUAGCAGCCCUUAUUGCUUGUACAGUCUUGAAAGGGAAGAUUAUCCUUGUUGCUGGAUAGAAGCACUUUUAGCCCGUAGCAAAGGAGGACUGCAGACCUGCUAGUUCACAAACAUUUUUAUCAUAUAAGCACUACUUCUGUACUGCAACUGUGAAAUAUUACAUGUACCCCGAGUUACCAUGCGUCUGGGAUAGAUAGCUGUUUCGGGCAUGUGUCAGAUUCAGAUUAAAAGUUUUACUACCAUAUAUUUGGGCAUGAAAUGAAAUUAUUUAGUUUCUGCUUGUAAGAUGGAGAUUGUCUUGGGAAUAACAAAAAUUGUUUUAAAAUCAAAUUUUGUUCAGUGUUGAGGUUGGUACAUGCUCGCAGUAAGAAUUUUACGUUUCCAAGUUAAAAGUUGGGAUUUUUAUUUUAAUAAAAUAUCUAUUGGAAUCAAAAUUAAAGGGUUCUGACAAGUAGAGUGUAAGGUUGACUUGUUCACAUUUUAACUUGUAUUUUACUUGAUUUUGUAUGUUACAAGUGAGCUAUCUUUGCUAUUCAGUAAUUUAAAAGCAGGACUUUCCCUGAUGUAUGGUACAGGACCUUUACCAAUGAUGUUUGGCAACACAAUACUUCAUUCCUUAUAGUCCAGUGUGAUGUAAAAAGAGUGCAACUUGAUCUUUGAUUAAUUUUGAGUAAAACAUGUGAGGAACUUACCAGAAUAGUCAGGUUAAGUUAGUAGGCACUCUUGAUUCUCUCUAUUCUAGACAGAAUAGUUGACCUUUAUGGUUAUUAUGUAUUAUUCAGGAAUACAAAUAACAUGUAUAAUGGAAACAGAUGAAAGCUCUUUAGAUAAUACAUAUGAUUUGAUCUGUGCCAUGUACAUGCUGUUUUGUAUUUGGUGCCUCUUGAGAUUUAAUUAAUGAAAUUUAGUGGUGGGUUGGGUGGGUAAAUAUCAUUAUUGCCACACUAAAUUGAAAGCCAGUGAAAUUGUGAUUGUGUCCCUUGCUCAUUCAUGCAUUGCAUGGAAAAGUUAAAUGAAUACAAGUUAGGACUUACAAUUUUUAGGGAUAAUUUGAAAUUAAAACCUUGUUGAUAAUCUAUAAAAUGAUAAUGACUAUUAAAAGGUAUGGCAAAUAUA
Penaeus vannamei (Pacific white shrimp) is the source of this 2157-nucleotide messenger RNA. The record is from RefSeq and is a predicted model, not a curated record. NCBI's taxonomy places the organism in Eukaryota, Metazoa, Arthropoda, Malacostraca, Decapoda, Penaeidae.